UCUGUGUUCAUGUCUACCAUUACAUAACAUGAGAUGCCUGUUAUGCAUGUACAACUCAUCCUCUAGUUAACAGCUGUGCCUGCUGGGAACGUGUGAUUUUAACAGUGAUGGCUACUCGCUGGGGCAUAGCCAGUGCUGGCAAAAUAAGUCAUGACUUUGUAACAGCACUGGGCACCCUGCCACCUGACGAACAUCAUGUGGUUGCUGUAGCAGCCCAAGAACUUGAUCGGGCUAAAGCAUUUGCAACUGAACACAACAUUCCAAUUGCAUAUGGCUCAUAUGAAGAACUUGCAAAAAAUCCUGAUGUAGAGGUGGUUUACAUCGGGGCAAUCAACACGCUGCACCUAGACAUUGGAAAACUGAUGCUCAGCAAUGGGAAGCACGUUCUUUGUGAGAAACCCCUCACUGUGAACUUGAAGCAAACCAAAGAGCUCAUUAACCUUGCCAAGGAGAAGCAGUUGUUUCUUAUGGAAGCUGUAUGGUCACGCUGUUUCCCAGCAUAUGAUGCUCUCAAGAAGGAGCUUGAGGCCGGCACGUUGGGGGAGGUACUGCAGGUGAUCGCCAGCUUUGGCGUCGUCAUUGAAGACGUCGAAAGGUUCAAAUUGAGAGAGUUGAAUGGGGGCACUAUUCUGGAUCUGGGAGUGUACCUUCUUCAGCUUGCACAGUUUGUGUUUGGUCCCUCACUACCGGAGAGCGUCGUGGCACAGGGAGUGCUGAAUGAGAAUGGUGUUGACUCAAGCACAAGCAUAAGUCUGAAGUACAGAGGAGGGAAAAUGGUGACUGCCUGUACCCAUGCAAGAGUUGAACUACCCAAUGAAGCAUUCAUUGUUGGAACAAAGGGUACCAUUAAAGUACUCCGACCUUUCUGGUGCCCAACAAGUAUAAUCACCCCAGAGAAAACAAAAGAAUUCAUCCUACCAACUGCGUCCAAACCAUUCAACUUUACCAAUAGUGCUGGUCUCCGCUACGAAGCAGUUGAGGUCCGACGCUGCCUCAGACAAGGUUUGUUGGAAAGUCCCAAGGUAACCCAUGAGGACAGCCUGGCCCUGGCUCAACUAGAGGAUGAGAUCCGUUCACAGCUGGGCGUUAAAUAUGAACAGGAUUAAUGAGACAGAUGGAUUCCAUGGCAGCAUCAGCAAAGAAUUUGUGUUAAAACAAAAUAGAUUUUGUUCAACUUUAGUCAUGUAUUUCACAUUAAUAAGGAGACAUGAAACAAGAGGUUUUAUUGGUAACAGCCAUGGACUUUAAAACUGUAUUAUAUCUGUGCUAUCAAUUAUAGCUUACACAUAUGGUGCAUGGGAAGAAUUUGUUCCACUCAGCUGUUAGUUUGCUGGCUGAUACAGAUGUUGAAUCACUGAAUGCAUGCAGAGUCCUGUUGUAUGACACAGAUUAAUGUUAAUGGAUGGCUCGGUGACUUUAUGAUAUAGAAACUUAGGAAGAACUUUGGAUUCUUCUUCAACUGGAACACAUGCGCAAACUUGUCGAGGCUAUUAGUCACACAUGCUUGUGAACUGCAUGUUUUGACCAUGAAGCUAAAACUAAACAUUAGGGUACUGGCAAACAUGGUUUAGAAUAGAAGCACCAGGAGUAGCGAGUUUUACUCUGAGAGUGAAUGUAGCUUAACAUCUCACUCUUCAAGAUCUAUGAAAAGAAAGAGAUACAUACACUGAAAAGUAACCAUGUUCAGAGUUUUAACAAAUCUAUGAUAAUUCUGGCCAAGAAAUGUGAAAUACAGAUUACUCAGUUGGUUAAGGUUACCAUAUUCACUGCCAGUUAUGUCACAGGAUGGCAAUUCUGGCUAACAUCAUGCCUUUAAAGUUUGUAAUAGUAGAUGUAAUAGCCAGGAUAGAAACUGGCUACGGGCUGGAUGACCGAGGAGUCUCAGUAGGGUCAAAAAUUUUCUCUUCUCCACAUUGUCCAGACUGACUCUGGAGUCCACCCAGCCUCCUGUCCAUGGGUAGUGCGGGCUCUUUCCUCAGAGGUAAAGCAGCCAGGGUGUGCAGCUGACCACUCAACUCCAACUAGGGCCAAAGUCAAGAAAAUGUGGAUCUAUACACCCGCUCCCCCAUACACCUUCAUGGCAUAGUGCUUAGUUAACCACAGGGACAGCUUCACAUUUACCUUUAAUAGGAGGUGUAAUACAGAACCUUUUAAAAUUGCUUUGAGAGAUUUUUAUGUAGACGGAUGUGAUACCAUGUAGUCUGGUAGAAGUUUACUGACAUAUUGGAGGAACACAUUUUCUCCAUCCUCAGGGUCAAAGAGUAAGCCAAGCAUGCAACCAGAAAAAAAACAGGUUUUGCAUCCCUCUUCAAUGAAUUUUUAGUGUGGGGAGUAAUUUUUUAAACCUCUUAAACAGACAUAAUGUAUUACAACAAGGAAAAGGAAAGAUGAGAACCAGGUUCAAGGAGUCACACAAAGAAGCUUAUUUCAGAAUAUAUAUGUGUGUAACGCUUCUUCACAUGGAAUUCAGUGGUUAUGUAUACAUGGCAUUUCAGCUAAAUACAAUAAAAGUGAAAAUUUUUAUACAGAUAUCAGUAGGAAAAUGUGAUAGCUUUCCAAUUUCCCAGAUUAAUUUGUUCGUGCUAUCAAUUUAUGCAUUCUGUAUAGAACUUCUUAGAGAGUAUUUGACACCUCUAGUACGUAGUCCUACAGUGUGUUCAAGAAAACCACUGGUAUGGCAAUUUUGGUUCCAAUUGUUACAUUGAAAAUAAAAUCUACUAACUUUCUAAUGACAUUAUAUCACUAGCCAUGCAUUCUCAGAGAUUUUUUUAGACACAAUAUCUACAUGAAUGAGGUUUGUCAAAAUUUCUAAAUAUGCACGCCACACACGCGCUCUAUAAACAAAAGCUAAUUUCACCAUACGUGACUAUUUCAUGCAUUAAAUUAAAAGCAGUAAAGUCUCUCUACAACUGCUUAUAUAUGUUUAAAAUUAGGAUACAGCACAAAAAGUAAAAUGUAAGUAAAUGGACUUAUAAUUCCUACAGCCUUGCAAAACAUUAUGGAAGUUUUCACGGAAAACAGAUGCACCAAGUGUUUCUGCCUUCCUGUCGCCUAGUGUACCAAUAAGAAUGGGCCAUCACACUCGCUGAUGAGUAUCUUACAAUCACUGUCCACGUCAAGCCUGAUUAAGGGGGCACUGGGCAGGUCUCCAAAAUGUUGGCUUCUAACUCAAAUUUGACAUGGCUGCUUGCUUUAGAUUUUCAGUGUUUUCAUAUCUGUAAUGCUGUAAUCAGUUUUUAAAUAAUACAUAAGCAGACAGUUUUAUUACAAAUGGAUAACUAUAUUAUUUAAGGAAAUCAAAUAUACAUAAAGCAAAAUAAUGUAAUCUAACAAU
Molecule: messenger RNA, 3334 nt
Organism: Cryptotermes secundus
Lineage: Eukaryota; Metazoa; Arthropoda; Insecta; Blattodea; Kalotermitidae
Product: trans-1,2-dihydrobenzene-1,2-diol dehydrogenase
Exons: 6
Coding region: 108-1106 (332 amino acids)
Molecular function (GO): nucleotide binding
Source: RefSeq, a predicted model, not a curated record